GGGGGGUGAGAGAGAGAGUGGGCGGGUGCGCGGAUGACAGAUUAGAGGAGGAGGAGGGGGGAGAUGUAAUCGCCUCCCAGGCCGACAUGGAGCUUAACUCCCGGCGCUGUUGACGCCGGCGCACGACAACACGAGGGAUGACGCCGAGCGCGCGACCCCGCGAGCCCGUCCCCUCACCGGGACCAGAACCGCCCCGCGAGAAUCUCAGUGGCAAAGUUUUUGCGCCAUAGGAGCCGCGACUCGCUUAGGAGGAGGAGGAGGAGGCGGCGGCGUCGUCGGUGGCGACUCGUCGACAGCGACGCUGCUGCUCCAACUGCUGCUUGUGCUUUCGCUGCGAGUGAGACUUCCGCAGACCGUCUGCCACCUCCGUCGAGUCGUCCGUCUCCGUCCCGUCCGUCCUACCUCCCUCUCCGUACCCGAUGGAUGCCGUGCGCAGGGACCUGGCCAUGCUAAUGUCGGAGCAGGCGCUCGCCGGGCACAAGCUGCACCAGCCUCGGCCGCGUUGCGCGCCGUCCGCCAGCCCCGACGCGGAGCGCCUCGCUCUGACUCCGCCGCACGUCGCAGCAGCAGGAGGCGGCGGCGGUGGUGGUGGUGGUGGAGGGGGUUUCGUGCGGCUGAGUCCGCGGGCCGCCUCGCUGCCCGGAGCCGCUCUCUACCCGCGCGACGCGUCCGGGCCGCAACUGCAGAGCGCGUUCCGCGCUGCGUCGCAAGUCGAUGGCGGUGCCCUGCUGCAAAUCUUCAGGCGUCACCGCGAGGCCGCCAGUCCCGACCGCUGCGCGCUGCGCUCCCCGAAGCGCCCCGGCCGAGGCGGCGAGCCCGCGGGCCUCGGAGAGGCGAUUUCCUCCUCCGACGACGACGAAGACGGGGCGAUGGUCGUGGAAGAGGAGCUGGAGGUAGGAUGCUCGUCCCCCGAGUGUCCGGCGCCAGCGGCAGGAGGAGGAGGAGUGUCGGCUGGCGUAGGCCACCAGCUGGCCGCCGGCUACCCACGCAGCGUGAGCCCCGGGUCCGCAGACACCAAGAGUCUCUCCGUGGGCAGCUCGGACACGUCCCCUGAUGCCAAGAGCCCGGGCCCGGGCACCAAAGCCCACGACAUGGGGCCUGGUGGUGGCAACCUGAGCAGGAUGAGCGGCCCCCCAGGCGGGGUGUUGGGCUCGGACGGGGUCCGGCGCUACCGCACGGCCUUCACGAGGGAGCAGAUUGGCCGCCUGGAGAAGGAGUUCUACCGCGAGAACUACGUCUCGAGGCCUCGCCGGUGCGAGCUGGCGGCGGCCCUCAACCUGCCCGAGACGACCAUCAAGGUGUGGUUCCAGAACCGGCGCAUGAAGGACAAGCGCCAGCGGCUGGCCAUGUCGUGGCCUCACCCGGCCGACCCGGGCUUCUACUCCUACAUGAUGACCCACGCGGCCGCCGCGGCCGCCACGGGGGGGCUGCCCUAUCCGUUCCCGCACCACGUGCCGCCGCUGCCGUACUACUCGCCCGUGGGCAUCGCCGCCGGCUCUGGCUCGGUGGGGCCCUUCCCGACCACGGCCCUGCGGCCGCUCGACUCGUUUCGGGCCGCGCUGCACCACGCCCACCCUUACUCCCGGCCCGAGCUCCUGUGCGGCCUCCGCUCGCCGGGGACCGCGGCCGCAGCCGCCGCCGCCGCAGCUCUCUACUCCGCGGCUCACGGCCUGCAGCAGCAGCAGGGGGCCGGAGGAGGAGGGGGGCCCUGCUCGUGCCUCAGCUGCCACACGUCUACGGCCGCCACGGCCGCCGCGGCCGCCGCGGCCGCCGCAGCAGCA
Petromyzon marinus (sea lamprey) is the source of this 1781-nucleotide messenger RNA. RefSeq lists its product as uncharacterized. Gene Ontology annotation, molecular function: RNA polymerase II cis-regulatory region sequence-specific DNA binding; DNA-binding transcription factor activity, RNA polymerase II-specific. NCBI's taxonomy places the organism in Eukaryota, Metazoa, Chordata, Hyperoartia, Petromyzontiformes, Petromyzontidae. Gene Ontology annotation, cellular component: nucleus. The record is from RefSeq and is a predicted model, not a curated record. Gene Ontology annotation, biological process: regulation of transcription by RNA polymerase II.